UGGAGUAGGCCGACCAGCCAGCCAACCAGACCCUCAACCGCCCAGCAGCUCUUGGCUGUGUCCCAAGUGGCACCCUAUUCCCUUUAUCGUGCACUACUCAAAUUUAAUUCACUUUUUAGAGAAUAGGGUGCCAUUUGGGACGCUCAUCCCUCUCUCUUACCACUGGAGCUCCAAUAGGAAUACCCUCUGUUCUGUCACAGACCCCCGGGUGACAUCACUCACAGAAAGCCACACUGGCCUACUCCCAGCCCAGCCUCGCCAUUAGAGUGCUCUGGCAGUGGCAACUGACCUAGCAGAGUCACAGGCAGCAGGACCCAGCAGCAUCCGACACCUCUGAGGCCAACUCUGACACUAGAGAAGGUGAAACGGUGGCCAUGAACUACAAGCCCUCCCCACUGCAAAUGAAAAUAGAGAAACAGAGAGAGCUGGCCAGGAAGGGAUCAGUAAAGAAUAGCCCCGUCAACCACCAACCUAAGAAGAACAACGUCAUGGCCAGAACACGUUUGGUGGUGCCAAACAAAGGCUACUCCUCUUUAGACCAGACCAGCCCGGAUGAGAAGCCCCUGGUAACGCUGGACACAGACAGUGAUGAUGACUUUGACAUGUCCAGAUACUCUUCGUCUGGAUACUCCUCAGCCGAGGUGAGAUGUCUGAGGGACCAGCAAAUCAACCAGGAUCUCAACAUCCAGCUUCUGAAGGACGGUUACCGGCUGGACGAAAUCCCUGAUGACGAGGAUCUGGAUCUGAUCCCGCCCAAAUCAGUCAACCCCACCUGCAUAUGCUGCCACGCCACCACCUCCUCAGCCUGCCAGAUCCAAUAGCCCCUCCCACAAUAUAUGCCAUGACUCCGCCCCCUGCAGUGAGCUCACCUCACCACUGGGGCGGCAGCAGGGAGAAAGAAUGCAAUGAUCGGUGUGGGAGAAAAAACAGAAGAAUAGGUCUAUUGGAAUUAGUGUGGAUAUGCAAAGGGUGAAAAUGCACAAAAUAUGUACUCCUAUGGUAGGACAUGUGCUUACAUUUGUUUGUUACGUUCCAGUGAGGUGCUAGGUUUUUUUUGUCUGAGUAGUAUUCUUGGAAUAAAACACAAAGACAAAAGAAGGACUCAAGAAUGCAGUGUUUCCAAGAUGGCCUGUUGUGGAAUAGAUCUUCGCCUUUGCAUGUCCUCCUGAAAGUCUUUGUUUCUGUUACGGUACGUAUGGAGGGAUUAACAGCCAAUGUACUGUGAGCAUGGAAAAAUAACAAACAUUUGAUUGAACAGAAUGAAUAGUUGUCUAAGUGUGCAUCAUGUCCAAAAUAAAACAUGUUCAGUAUGCCAACA
This is a messenger RNA of Salmo salar (Atlantic salmon), 1318 nucleotides long. The record is from RefSeq and is a predicted model, not a curated record. NCBI's taxonomy places the organism in Eukaryota, Metazoa, Chordata, Actinopteri, Salmoniformes, Salmonidae.